Molecule: messenger RNA, 1219 nt
Organism: Perca fluviatilis (European perch)
Lineage: Eukaryota; Metazoa; Chordata; Actinopteri; Perciformes; Percidae
Exons: 2
Coding region: 136-861 (241 amino acids)
Source: RefSeq, a predicted model, not a curated record
CUGCACUAUCUCACACAGCUGACAGACACACAGAACCUUUCUGAUCACAUCAGAUCACAGUUUGAUUUAAGUUCAGCUUCUUCAUCACUCUGAAGAGGAGAUCUCAACACUUCAGGAGGACCAGGAGACAUCAAGAUGGCUUCAACACCAAGAAGAGGACGGAGUCAAGACCUGCCUCCUCCACCUGAUCACUCUGAAUUAAUGAACAAACCCAAAGAACUUGCAGCUUCAUUCAUCAGAGAGUUUGACAACAGAGAACCAAAGAUGAGACAGAUUGUUGGAGAGUUUAGGGAGAUCUCUGAUGAAGUUAGAAAGAUGCAGGAGAGAACAGAUAAAGUCAGAAAAGCAGGAGCUGGUGCACUAGGAGUCACAGCCCUUGGCAUGCUGUUGGGCGUAGCAGCAGGCAGAGCAGAAUCAGCAGCACUAACAGUAGCAGCAGGAGCAACAGGAUCAGCCAUUUUGGUUGCUGGUGCAAAUGUAACAAAAGGGAUAUCAGAGAGUGAAAGUGUAAAUAAAGUGGCAGAACUGGGGAAAGUUUUCAUGGAGAUUGUUGAACGGCUGAAGAAACAUCUGGAAGAAAUAAAGAGGAUGUGUGCAGAGUUGGAGGAAACAUCAGCUGAACUUCAGGCUGAAAUCUCUCUGAAAGACAUGGAGGUGUUUCAGUUGACUCUUAGAAGAGUGUCUAUCCUGGGAAGAAGUGACGGAGUAAUGUCUAUGUGGAAUGUUGUCACACCUACUGCGACACCUGAAAAGGACAGAAAGUUAACAGACUCCAUCAUCAAGUCAGCUGAUUGUUGUCAAGAAGUCGUUGAUGACUUGAAGAAGAUGAAGGAAGAACUCAAAGACUUUACAGAAAAGUGAACAUACAUGAUGCAGUGGGAAGAAAGGGGUUGUGGACCCAGAUGAUCCUGUGAUCCUGUUUAUCUGAACAAACUCCUCCGUAUUGGAAUAUGAUAUUUACUUUCUCCGAAAAUGCUGAUGCUUAUAAUUCUGUCUGAAACAUGAUUAUGUUUCUGUCAGAUCCAGAGCAGAGAAAACCAGUCUGAUGAACUGUGAAACAUAAAGUGAUGCUAGCUGAGAAUAGAUGAGCCGUGUAGUAACGUAGCAACACCACAAGAUGGCAGCAGCUGCACCUGAUGCACCGUGGGGGGGCCCUGCACAUGUUUCACAAUAAAAGCCUGGAUAGAACCCUGCACAUGUUUCACAAUAAAAGCCUGGA